Messenger RNA from Annulohypoxylon truncatum, 2198 nucleotides. RefSeq names its product amino acid permease/ SLC12A domain-containing protein. NCBI's taxonomy places the organism in Eukaryota, Fungi, Ascomycota, Sordariomycetes, Xylariales, Hypoxylaceae. Bases 371 to 2071 code for a protein of 566 amino acids. The transcript is spliced from 4 exons. Gene Ontology annotation, biological process: amino acid transmembrane transport. The record is from RefSeq and is a predicted model, not a curated record. Gene Ontology annotation, molecular function: amino acid transmembrane transporter activity. Gene Ontology annotation, cellular component: membrane.
GCGAUAAGAGUGGAGAACUGGUUGUCCGUAAAGUCAUAAUAGGAUAUCGGGUCAACCGACUCGUGUCUCGGUGAGCGCACCUUACCGAAUUCUCAAGACAAGGGGACAUUCCUGAUCUGAGACAGCUGCGCAAUCUUUCCUACCCAGUAACCUGGGUUAUCAUCGACCCUGGUAACUUGGCCUUGCUCAAUUUCGAGCUUUUUUACAGUCCUGAUCAACCCUUCUAAUAUCCCUUUCUCUUCUCUCAAUUUUCACUUUUCAUAUUCAUUCUUUAUAUCAUGUGUUAACUUAAUGUUGCGCUUCAUGUUCAACCUCUACUACGAUCUCGAGUAAUACCUACCACUACACCUAUCCCCUCCAUCUUCACACCAUGGAUUCUUCUCAGGAAAAGGGUGAUGUGAGUGACAAGUCCCUCACCCGGGAUAUUACCCGGGCCGAGAGUGUUCACAUGGGUAGCUUCACGGAGACUACUGCGGUCAAUGAUCAACUGAAACGACACCUCGGAAACCGCCAGAUCCAGCUAAUUGCUAUCGGAGGAUCGAUCGGCACGGCAGUCUUCGUCAGUAUCUCGAGCGGACUUGUUGCUGGUGGCCCCGGAAGCUUGUUCAUUGCCUACAGUAUGUAUUCGAUGGUAAUGGCUCUUGUGAACAACUCCAUGGCCGAAAUGGCGGUUUUCCAACCCGUCACUGGUGGCUUUAUCCGAAUGGCGAGUAAAUGGGUUGAUGAGUCCCUGGGUUUUAUGGCUGGUUGGAACUUCUUCUUGUACGAGGCUAUCUUGAUUCCCUUCGAGAUUUCGGCUUUGACCGCGGUACUUUCCUACUGGCGUGACGAUAUCCCGGUGGCAGCAGUGAUCGCGGCCUGUAUUGUACUAUACUUCUGCAUCAACAUCUUUGCGGUAGAGUGGUACGGUGAAGCUGAAUUUUGGUUGGCUACCGGCAAGAUUCUCCUUCUUGCAAUUGUAUUCUGUUUCACCUUCGUUACGAUGGUCGGGGGUAAUCCGAAGCAUGACGCUUACGGCUUUCGGUACUGGAACAACCCUGGAGCUUUCGCCGAACACAUUACGACUGGUUCUCUUGGUCGCUUCGAAGGAUUUUUAGCUGCUGUGUGGAGUGCUGCUUUCACAUUCGUCGGACCCGAGUAUGUUGGUAUGGUGGCAGGUGAAACAAAGCUACCUCGACGAUACCUGAAGAAUGCUUUCAAGACUGCAUACUUUAGAUUUACCCUGUUCUUCGUUGGAAGUGCCUUGUGUGUCGGGAUCGUUAUUCCAUACAACGACAAGACUCUGUUGUCCAUCCUCUCAGGAUCGGCUGGGGGUGCCGGAACUGCAGCAGCUUCGCCGUAUGUCAUUGCCAUGGGUAACCUGGGCAUCGGAGUGCUACCUCACAUUACCAACGCUCUUCUUGUGACCAGUAUUUUCUCAGCCGGAAACGCAUAUACCUAUUGCGGUAGUCGAAGUCUUUACGGACUCGCCCUCGACGGACAAGCCCCCAGAUUCUUACUUAAAUGUACGAAGGCGGGUGUUCCAAUUUACUGCCUUGUCAUCACGAUGUUAUUUCCAUGCCUAGCCUUCCUCAACGUCUCCAGUGGUUCUUCCGAAGUGCUGAGCUGGUUUGUGAACCUUCUUACCGCGGCACAGAUCAUCGACUACAUCAUCAUCAGCAUUACAUUCCUCUUCUUUUACCGUGCCUGCAAGGUUCAGGGUCUCGAUCGAAAGACUCUACCAUAUUUUGGUUACUUUCAGCCGUACUCUGCUUGGAUCGGCUUGGUAUUCAUGACCACCGUGGUCUGCACCUACGGCUACAGCGUGUUUCUGCCCGGAAAAUGGGACAUCAAGUCCUUCUUCACGUACUAUACCAUGGUCUUACUCGACCCCAUUCUCUACAUCGGAUGGAAGCUCUGGCAUCGCACCAAGGUCAUCAAGCCAGAAGAAACGGACCUUGUAUGGGCUGCGCCGAGUAUCGACGCUUACGAGGCUGCUUUCACCGAGGAUGCUCCUGGGUUCUGGACAGAAAUCGUGCAGAUGUUUGGGUUUAGGAGGAAGGCAGUGACGAGCGAUUCGUCUUCCGGCUGAGUUGUGAAGAAUAUCUACCUUAUUUUUUACGUUAGACACUGUAUAGAGAGCAAUUCUUUUGGGUAGCCCCCCUUUCACCCAGGGAGUAACCCUUAUCGCUACAUGAUGCUGUUUCGAUUUGCCAGCG